CUUGCUUUAGGAAUUGAUGACUCUCAAUGAUGUGGCUGAGGACUUCAGGGAAGAAUGGGUUACCUGGACACCGCUUAGAGAAUCCUCUUCAUGGGUACCACCCAGCAGAGUUAGAAGAAUGGGCUCUCAAAGGACUUGCCGGUACAGGUGUAAUCUCCCAGCUGGAGCAGAAGGAAGAGCCGUGGGUGCUACCACUCCAAAACUUUGAGGCAAGGAAGAUCGUAAGGGAAAGUCACACGGACUUUGAGAAUCAGGUGACAAAACUCAAUCAGGACAUUUCAGAAAUAGCAGAACGAUGUGGAACAUCCUCAGAAAGGGCCAAUAAAGAUAUUUCUCAUCCUCCUAGAUGGGGAGGAAACUGGGAGAGGGACCUUGAAUUCGAAGGGCAGCAUGGAACCCUACCAGGAGAGGGCCAACCGGAGCCCCUUCCACAGGAGAAGGAUUUAAACAAGCUGCUGGACGGAUAUGUGGGAAAGAAGCCUGUGUGCGCAGAAUGUGGAAAAAGCUUCAACCAGAGCUCCUAUCUCAUAAGACACCUGAGAACCCAUACUGGUGAGAGGCCUUAUAAAUGCAUCGAGUGUGGGAAGGGCUUCAAACAGAGUUCAGACCUUGUCACCCAUCGCAGAACACACACAGGAGAGAAACCCUACCAGUGCAGCGGGUGUGAGAAAAAAUUCAGCGACAGCUCUACGCUCAUCAAACACCAGAGAACCCACACAGGUGAGAGACCCUAUGAAUGCCCAGAGUGUGGAAAGACCUUUGGGCGGAAGCCACACCUCAUAAUGCACCAAAGAACCCACACAGGAGAGAAGCCCUACACAUGUCUCGAAUGCCAUAAAAGCUUUAGUCGAAGCUCAAACUUCAUCACCCAUCAGAGGACCCACACGGGAGUGAAGCCUUAUAGGUGUGGUGAUUGUGGGGAAAGUUUUAGCCAGAGCUCAGACUUGGUUAAGCACCAACGAACCCACACAGGGGAACGGCCCUUUAAGUGCCCAGAGUGUGAGAAGGGCUUUAGAGAUAGUUCUCACUUUGUAGCGCACAUGAGUACUCACUCAGGAGAAAGGCCUUUCAGCUGUCCUGACUGCCACAAAAGUUUCAGUCAGAGCUCACACCUGGUCACGCACCAGAGGACACACACAGGGGAGAGGCCGUUCAAGUGUGACAGCUGUGGGAAGGGAUUCGCCGACAGCUCUGCCCUCAUAAAGCACCAACGGAUCCACACGGGGGAAAGACCCUACAAAUGUGGUGAGUGUGGGAAGAGCUUCAACCAGAGCUCCCAUUUCAUUACCCAUCAACGAAUCCACUUAGGAGACAGACCCUAUCACUGUCCCGAGUGUGGCAAAACCUUCAAUCAGCGUUCCCAUUUUCUCACACACCAGAGAACACAUACAGGAGAAAAACCUUUCCACUGUAAUAGAUGUGACAAGAGCUUCCGUCAGAAAGCACAUCUCUUAUGCCAUCAAAAUACCCAUUUGAUCUAGGAAAUGGUUUGUAGUGGUUCUUCUGCCCCUUUCCAGAUUUUCAUUUCUGCUGCCUCUGGGUGCUCCAUGUAGAGAAAGCCUGAACAUGGACAUCAGUGGCUCAAGCUGGGCCUUUUCCUACACUUUAAUGGUGAGGAUAAACCCACAGGCCGCAAAUAAUGUUCUGAAUACAAAAGGCAUUCCUUCAGUGUUUUUAACUGACCUUACGGAAACGUGAGUUUGGUUGAUGAUGCUUGAUUA
Molecule: messenger RNA, 1721 nt
Organism: Enhydra lutris kenyoni (northern sea otter)
Lineage: Eukaryota; Metazoa; Chordata; Mammalia; Carnivora; Mustelidae
Product: zinc finger protein 774
Exons: 3
Coding region: 27-1481 (484 amino acids)
Biological process (GO): regulation of transcription by RNA polymerase II
Molecular function (GO): DNA-binding transcription factor activity; RNA polymerase II cis-regulatory region sequence-specific DNA binding
Source: RefSeq, a predicted model, not a curated record